CGGAACAGGACAGACUGCGUGAAGCUCGCUCUUUUUGCGGGAUCUAUGUCCCGUUGAGCGCUGGAACUUAUGUACUGUGCACCCGACACGACCACCCACCCCUCUCCGCUGUCCCAGAGGGUGACGGAAUAGCUUGGGUGGGGUGGAGGAGAGGGGAAAUUCACCCACCCCAACGCUUCAUAUUCGCCAUGCCCGUGAUACCUGCCUACACCCUUAUUAUUAUUCCUCUGCAGAGCAAAGCGGAUGCCAGAAACUUCUACUUGUGGCUGAAGCAGAUGAAGGAACUCGAGCAGCAGCGCGACGUGCUCUGGUAUGGGUUGGAGAUGGUGGAGAGGGCACGGGACUGGUACCAUCAGGAGAUUCGCAGCGUGUGCCACAGGCAGGACCACAGCGGGUGUUCGGGAGAUGAGGAAUACAUGCUUAAGUAUUUCCCAGACCGUGGCAGCUGCCUUCUGGACAAAAUCCAACAUGCCAACGUCUGCCUCCGCAGCUUCAUUUCCUGUGCAGAACUGGUGUUGCAGCCCCCCGAAUCCACUGAGAUCUCCUGCAGUCAGCGCCCACGGAGGAGGGAGAGUGACCGAUCCCACCAACGGACUGUGGCCUUACUGAAGCAGCAGAACCAGCUGCUGACCAAGGAAGUGUCAAGGAAAAGACAGUGGAUCGCACAGCUGGAGAAGGAGAACUCAACGCUGAUCAGACGGCUGCUGGAUGCCCACUUCCAGUACUAGGCCCAGCCAGCACGUGCUGGAAGUCUGGAAUAAAGUGGAAAAUGUGGUGGCACCAUCGAGGGGAGCGGGUACUCUGGGACAGUUGGGUGGUGAUUGGUGUGUCAAUUGUUGCUGAGGCAUUUUUCGCUAUACGUUGGCCAAUGGUGAUGACUUUAGGAGCCCGCCCAUUGACUGUGGCUGACCAAUGGACCUCAUUCAUAAAACCAUGGGGUGGAACUUCAUGUUGUCACAAUUUCAGGGUGCAAAACCUCAGUUGAAAUGUGAUCAUAUAUCAAUAGGCAUUUAUCGAACAGUUACAAGAACUCCAAGUAGCCCAGGGUGGCUCCUCCCCUUCUACAGUACAUUACAGCCUCGCAUGUGGACAGAUGGAUGGAUAGAGUCAUAGAACAAUACAGCAAAGAUACCAUCUAGUCCAUGGUCCAACUAGUCCAUGGGUCAACCAGUCCAUGCCAGCCAUGGUGCCCACCCAGCUAGUUCCAAUUUCCUGCUUUUGGCUCAUUAUCCCUGUAAGACCUGUCCCUCCAUGUCCUGUCCAAUAACUUGUUAAAUGAUACCAUUGCACCUGCUCAACCUCUUCCUUUGGCAGCUCCUUCCAUAUCUGACCAUCCUCCCUGGGUGGAAAAAGUUUUCUUGUCAGGUCUCUUUUCAAUCUUUCCCCUUUCGCCCCUGAGAAAUAGAAUUCUAUUGUACACCGUUCUUUUACAUUCUGAACCAUUUCAAUGUAUUUCUUUGUUUUUGUGUAAAUGUCUGUAAGAACAUGAAUCUCAAAGUAGUGUCUGGUAACAUUUCUGUAUUAAGAUAAUAAACUUACUUUGACCACAUUCA
This is a messenger RNA of Hypanus sabinus (Atlantic stingray), 1553 nucleotides long. It is a transcript of the gene sapcd1, whose product is annotated as suppressor APC domain containing 1. Lineage: Eukaryota; Metazoa; Chordata; Chondrichthyes; Myliobatiformes; Dasyatidae. The transcript has 5 exons. The coding region runs from base 189 to 728 and encodes 179 amino acids. The record is from RefSeq and is a predicted model, not a curated record.